This is a messenger RNA of Sander lucioperca (pikeperch), 20384 nucleotides long. RefSeq names its product obscurin, cytoskeletal calmodulin and titin-interacting RhoGEF b (gene obscnb). Lineage: Eukaryota; Metazoa; Chordata; Actinopteri; Perciformes; Percidae. Gene Ontology annotation, molecular function: guanyl-nucleotide exchange factor activity; protein binding. The record is from RefSeq and is a predicted model, not a curated record. The transcript is spliced from 85 exons. The coding region runs from base 292 to 19872 and encodes 6526 amino acids.
ACGUCAGCUAUUUGGCAUCCUGAGGUACCGGAGAAGAAAGAAAAAAUAAGUCUAGUCAACCGCCCACCGCAGGAGACUGGGGGUGAUAUUCCACCAUCCUGGAUUUACAACCAUUUCAAGGAUAUUUGUGUACAGAGAAGACAUUUUUGGUGGGACUUCUAACCACUGAUGUUGGAGUAACGUUAGGCUAUCAUCCGGAAAUCUUGACGGCCAACUGACGGUUUAGCCUACAUGAUUCAGCGCCCGUUUUACCUGAGUGGCUGAAGACUCAAGGAGAAAAAAGAACAAACAAUGGAUCAAAACUUGUUUGGUGGAGUCCCUAGGUUUCUCACCCGCCCAAAGGCAUUCUCAGUGUGUGCAGGUAAGGAUGCCACACUCAGCUGCACUAUCGUGGGCAGCCCAACUCCACUGAUCACCUGGGAAAAGGAUAAGCUUAAGCUGACAUCUGGGGGACGCUUCAAGACCGUGGAGGAUGGAAAUGUGUACCGCCUGACCAUCUAUGAAUUAACACUGGAGGACAGUGGCCAAUUCAUGUGCCGGGCCAAAAACAGCAUUGGGGAAGCUUAUGCUGCUGUUACCCUCAAAGUGGCCCUGCCCUCAGAGAUGGCUCAGAGGGCCCCUGUUUUCAUAGUUAAGCCUACCUCUACACGUGUAGGUUUGGGAGGUGAUGUCGUUUUCCACUGCCGGGUUGCAGCUUACCCCGAGGCCAACUUUGAUUGGGAGAAAGAUGGGCGCUACAUGGGGGAGACUAACCGUAUCAAGAUUGUUUCCGACAGUGACAGCAGCACCUUAAAGAUUCAAAGUGUGCGGAACCUUGACAGCGGCACCUACACCUGCAGGGCCCAGAACACUGUUGGCCGUUCUCACGCUGCAGCAGCUCUUGUUGUAGAGGCCCAGGAUUCCCACCACCUGGCUGCAGACAAGAACACCUCCCUCCUUUCUCACCUACAAAAGCGCAAGGAGGAAAUGAAGAAGGACAUUUCUAUCUAUCGCACUGAAGAAAGCAGAUCCUCUCUUUCUUCCUCCUCCACAGCCAACAUCACAGAUGGUUUGAAUUCCCAGAGUCUGGAACAUGAGCUGAGGGCAUCUGUGCUGGCAAAGCUGCCCAAAGGUGUGUUCACCCGGACCUGCACAGUGACUGAAGGCAAACAUGCCAAACUCAGCUGCUUUGUGACAGGUCACCCUAAGCCCCACAUUAUCUGGAGGAAGGAUGGAACAAACAUCAGCGAGGGCCGCAGGCAUGUCAUUUAUGAGGAUCAAGCUGAAAACUUCAUCCUUAAGAUCCUCUACUGCAAGCAGAGUGAUAAUGGUCUCUACACCUGCAAUGCAACCAAUAUGGCUGGGCAGACCUACAGUGCUGUGUUGGUAACAGUCAAAGAGCCUAAGGUGCCAUUCAGAAGGAAGCUGCAGGAUGUGGAGGUACAAGAGAAAACAUCAGCCACCCUGAUGUGUGAGGUUCCUGUUAGUGCCACCCUGGCCAACUGGUUCAUGGAGGAAACGCGGCUGGAGCAAAGCACCAAAUAUUACAUGGAGCAGGAAGGCACCCUGCGUCGUCUCACCAUACAUAAUGUCACAACCAACGACGAUGGUGUCUAUAUCUGCGAGAUGAAAGAGGGCAGUCGCACUGUGGCUGAGCUCACUGUCCUGGGCAACAUUACUAAGAAGCUUCCCCGGAGGACAGUAGUUCCUGUCAGUGACACUGUCAUCUUCUGUGUGGAGCUGGAGCAUCCCUUCCCGGAUGUUUACUGGACCCGCAAUGGCGAGAAGCUGAAGGAAGAUUCCCGUAUUUCGAUUGGCUGCGUGCUGAGACAGUACACACUCACAAUUAGAGAUUGCCAGGCAGAUGACUCAGGAGAAGUGGCCUUUGUGGCUGGAGACUGCAAGACUUCCACUCGAUUCUCUGUCACUGCUGCAAGGAAGCAUCCCCCCGAUCCCCCAGUCGAUGCUGUGGUGCAGAACAAGACUGACUCAUCCAUCACCAUUCAGUGGUCUCCUCCUGACAGCGACCGCCCUGUACCCAUCAAGGGCUACAUUGUGGAGAAAAGGAAGAUUGGCACUCAGACAUGGCAGAGGUGCAAUGCUGGGGUAACCAUAGUUUCAACAGAGAUCACCGUCUGCGACUUCACAGAAGAAGCCACCUACCAGUUCCGUAUCUCUGCUAUGAAUGCCUUUGGCCAGAGUCCCUACCUGGAGAUGCCUGGAAGCUUCUACCUCGAACCCAGUGCUGAAAUCAGGAAAGGCCUAAUGAACAGUACUGCAAUCUCUGGUGAGGAAUUCUCUAUCUCCGUGGAGCUGUCUGCUGUUUGUUCCGGCUACUGGUCUCUAAACGGCCGCCUUCUGCGCAGUGGAGCCGACUACCUUAUCACCAGAUCCAAGAACACGCACACUCUGCUCAUCCGUGUCGUGACCAUGGAAAUGAAUGGAACUGAGGUCAAGUUUGUGGGUGGAGGCUCGCAAAGUAGUUGCAUUCUAUCUGUGAAGGCUCCUUCUGUUAGGUUCACCAACAAGUCAGAUCUGCUGGAGGUGGUGAUCUGCAGUGCCCAAGCCACUGCUCAGCUGACUGCUGAGGUGUCAGAUUACGAUGCACAGGUGGUGUGGAUGAGGAAUGGGCGGGAGGUGAAAAUAGGAAAGAAGUAUGAACAUAUGAUCAUCGACUGCAAGAGGAUCCUUAUUGUACACAAUGUUACAGAGGAAGAUGUGGGCAUCUACGAGUGUGUUUUAGGUGAUGACAGAAUGUCCCUGCAACUCACUCUUAAAGAUGAACCUGCCAAGUUUCUAAACAAAGCCAGAGGUACCAUGGGAAUGUCAUCGUCCCUUAAAGGAGAUCUUGAGCUGAGCUGUGAGGUAUCUCCUGCCAGCGCGGUCGUUGUGUGGAGAAAAGAUCAAGUGGCGAUCAUUGAGGACCAAAGAACUGCCUUCAUCUCCAAAGGGACUCAAAGGAAACUCAUCAUCAAGAAUGCCAAGAAAAGUGACGAAGGACAUUAUUCCUGUGAGACAGCAGCAGACAAAGUCACAUUCCAGGUCAAGAUAAAAGAAACUCAAGCCGUAGCUGCCUUCUCCAACAAGGAGUCAGUCCAGAAGGAGGUGAAAGCUACUCUCUCCCAGAAAGCCACUCUUAGUUGCAAUGUUUCAGAUAGCAAGACAGAGGUGAAAUGGUAUAAAGAUGGAAAGUUGUUGAUAUCCAGUAGGACAACAUACUCAGAAGUAAAAGACAAUACUCGUCAGCUGGUGAUUGAAAGAGUGGAGAAGAGCGAUGCUGGAGAGUAUACAUGCGAAGCCGGAGGGGAUAAGCUGGUCUUCAAGAUAUUUGUGUCAGAGGUCCAGUCAGCUUUCUUCAACAGGGAAUCAGUCCAGAGGGAAGUGAAAGCCACUCUCUCCCAGAAGGCCACUCUGAGCUGUGAGGUAGCUGAUAACAAGACAGAUGUGAAAUGGUACAAGGAUGGCAAACUGCUGACUUCUAGCAAGACACUCCAUACUGAGUCCAAAGGCAAGAGUCGUCAGCUGGUGAUCGACAGUGUGGAGAAGAAGGAUGCUGGAGAAUACAUCUGUGAGGCUGGGACUGAGAAGUUGGCUUUUAAGAUGCAUGUGGCAGAGGCCCAGUCAGCCUUCUCUAACAAGGAGUCAGUCCAGAAGGAGGUGAAAGCCACUCUCUCCAAGAAAGCCACUGUGAGCUGUGAUGUUUCUGAUUCCAAGACAGAGGUGAAAUGGUACAAGGAUGGCAAGCUGCUGACUUUCAGUAAGACAAUACACACAGAGUCAAAGGGUAAAAGUCGCCAGCUGGUGAUAGACAGCGUGGAGAAGAAGGAUGUUGGAGAAUACAUCUGUGAGGCUGGGACUGAGAAGCUGGUCUUCAAACUCCAGGUGGCAGACACACAGGUCCAGUCUGCUGUCUCUAACAAGGUGUCUGUCCAGAAGGAGGUGAAAGCUACUGUCUCCCAGAAAGCCACUCUGAGCUGGGAGAUAUCUGAUACCAAGACAGAGGUGAAAUGGUACAAGGAUGGCAAACUGCUGGGCACCAGUAACGCCAUCCAUGCAGUGUCAAAGGGCAAGAGUCGUCAGCUGGUGAUCGACAGUGUGGACAAGAAGGAUGCUGGAGAGUACAUGUGUGAAGCUGGGACUGAGAAGCAGGUCUUUAAAAUACAUGUGGAAGGUACUUCUACAGAAGUCCAGGCUAAAUCCGCUUUCCUCAACAAAGAGUCUGUCCAUAGGGAUGUGAAAUCUACUCUCUCCCAGAAAGCCAUCCUGAGCUGUGAGGUAGUUGAUAACAAGACAGAGGUAAAAUGGUACAAGGAUGGCAAACUGCUGAGUCCCAGCAGAGCAGUUCACAUGGAAUCAAAGGGCAAGAUUCGUCAACUGGUGAUUGAAAGCGUAGAGAAGAAAGAUGCAGGAGAAUACAUCUGUGAAGUCGGAACUGAAAAACUGGCAUUUAAAGUACAUGUGACAGAGAUCCAACCCAAGUCAGUCUUCUCCAACAUGGAAUCAGUCCAUAGGGAGGUGAAAGCCACUUUCUCCCAGAAGGCCACUCUGAGCUGUGAGGUAGCUGAUACCAAGACAGAGGUAAAAUGGUACAAGGAUGGCAAACUGCUGACUUCCAGUAAGAUGAUCCAUGUAGAGUCGAAAGGCAAGAGUCGUCAGCUGGUGAUCGACAGUGUGGACAAGAAGGAUGCUGGAGAAUACAUCUGUGAGGCUGGGACUGAGAAGUUAUCGUUUAAGAUGCAUGUGACAGAAGCCCCAGCUGGCUUCUCUAACAAGGAGUCAGUCCAGAAGGAGGUGAAAGCCAUUCUCUCCCAGAAAGCCACUCUGAGCUGUGAGGUUUCUGAUUCCAAGACAGAGGUGAAAUGGUACAAGGAUGGCAAGCUGCUGACUUUCAGCAAAGCAGUCCACAUGGAGUCAAAGGGCAAGAAUCGUGAGCUGGUGAUAGAAAAAAUGGAGAAAAAAGAUGUUGGAGAAUACACAUGUGAGGCUGGAACCGAAAAGUUGGUAUUUAAGCUGCAGAUGACAGAUGCAGCUGUCAAGUUCCAGAAUAAACUUGUCAAGGACACAUGUAUUGUUCAAGCAAGUGAAAAAGUUGUUUUGACCACCGAGCUGACCACCGAGAGCGGUAGUGUGAAGUGGUUUAGAGAUGGUGUGGAGCUCAAGGAGGGCAGCAAGUAUGAAAUGAAAAAAGAUGGCCUUUCUCGUACCCUGAUAGUAAAAUCCACCGAUUCCAAAGACAGUGGAACAUACUCCUGUCAAACUGCUGAUGACAAACUGGAGUUCAAAGUUCAAGUUAAAGAUUCAGCUUUGAAGUUUGUUGUCCCUUUGAAACCUACUACAGUGGAGUUGGAAGGUACACUUAGCCUGAUGUGUGAACUAAAUCAAGCUUUAGGGGAUGUUGUCUGGCAGCAUGAUGGCCGUGAGAUCAAACCUGGAGGCAGGCACUGUGUCAGGACAGAUGGUGCUAAGCAGGUUCUCACUGUGACGGGCAUGACUAAAGAAGAUGAAGGAGAAUACAGCUGUGAAUGUAGAAAUGACAAGACCUCUGCUAAAGUCACCUCAAAAGCACCCAGACUGGUGAGGCUAACCACCAAACUGAACAAUGUGGCUGCAAUAGAGGGAAAAGACGCCAUUUUCAAGUGCGCUGUCAACCCAGCGGAAGUCAAUGUUAGAUGGUUCCACAACAAUCUACCCGUGACUGCUGGGCCCAAGUAUAAGAUUGAGCAUGGUGGCAGCAGUUACUCACUCACCAUCACCUCUGUCACCCAAAAAGAUGCUGGAGAGAUAAGUGUUGAUGCAGAAGGCAAAAGCUGCAAAGCUACCCUACAAGUGCAGCAUGAACCUGUGACAUUUAAGAAAAAGCUAGAAAACCUGACAGUGGAGGAGCAGAGUGAAGUGAAGCUGGAGGUGGAGCUCAGUAAGCCAUCUGAAGAAGUGAGGUGGAUGAAGAACAGCAUAGUGCUGCAGCCUGUAGGAAACAUGGAGAUUCGGGUAGACGGAGCUAAGCAGGCUCUGGUCUUAAAGAGUGUGACUCAUGCUGACCGGGGCAUCUACUCCUGUGAAUCUCUGGAUGACAAAACCCAGGCCAAACUCAAUGUGGAGAUGAAGAAGAUCCAGGUAAUAAAGGGUCUAACAGAAACCAAGGCACAUGAAACAGAGACGGUAACUCUUGAGGUAGAACUCAGCCAGGCUGAUGUUGAAGGCUCCUGGACCAGGGAUGGGGCCAAGUUAAAGUCAGGGGCGAACUGCCGUAUCACAGCCCUGGGAAAGAAACACACCUUAACGUUGUCCAAUCUCAAGAGGGAGGAUGCAGGAACUAUUGCCUUCCAAGCAGAAGGAGUGCAUACUUCUGGCAAACUGAUUGUUACAGAACCUCCUUCUAUGAUAUCCAAGCCAAUUAUGGAUAACAGUGUUCCUGAGAAGGAGAAGGUUACUUUUGAAUGUGAAGUGUCCAGAACCAAUGCAGAUGUUAAAUGGUUCAAGGAUGAUGUGGAAUUGAAACCAGGGAAGAACUUUGGCAUCCAUUCCUUGGGCCGAAAGCGCACUUUGGUCAUCAACAAAUGCACACCUGAAGAUGCAGGCACUUACAUCUGUCGCACUACUGAUGAUAACACCUCUGCCAAGCUCACCAUUGUUGCCAGAGAUAUUAAGAUUGUUAAGAAGCUGGAGGAUGUGGAAGUGAUGGAGAAGGAGAGUGCUGCAUUUGUCUGUGAAAUCUCACAUGAUGAAGUGGACUGCCAGUGGUAUAAAGGAAGUAUCAAACUCAAAGUCAGUGACAACAUCAAGAUGAGACAAGAGGGCAGAACCUAUGUACUGCUGUUUAGGUCUGUCACCCCAGGAGAUAUGGGUGAGAUUAAAUUCACAGCUGACAAGGCCUCAUCAACUGCAAAACUUAAAGUGAAAGAGCUGCCUGUCAAGUUUGUGAAGAGACUCAGGGAUAAGAUAGCGAUGUAUAAGCAUCGUGGUCAUCUUGAAUGCCAAGUGUCACGUGCCAGUGCAAAUGUGAAGUGGUACAAGAACAAGAUGGAGAUCCAACACGGCAAGAAAUACGAGAUCAAAAGUGAAGAUGUGUACCGAAAACUCACCAUCAACGAUGUGGACUCUGGGGAUGAAGACACCUAUACCUGUGACGGCACUGAUGACAAAACAUCCUGUAAACUACUUGUGGAAGAGCAGUCCAUCAGCAUUGUGCGGGAGCUUAGUUCAGUAGAAGUCACAGAACCCUUUGCAGCUGUUUUUGAAGUUGAAAUCAGUAUGGAACUGGUGAAACCUCCUUUAUGGACUCUGAAUGGAGUUGCAGUGCAGGAAAGUGCUGAUAUUGAAAUGGAGAAAGAGGGUACUAUGCACCGUCUCACUUUCAAAAAGACCAAAGCUUCGAUGACCGGACCUGUGCAGUUUACAGCUGGGAAGAGCAAAUCUUUAGCCCAGCUCACAGUCAAAGAGCGUCCACUUGAGAUUGCAGAGCCCAUCAAAGAUGUGAAGGCAAAGGAGAAAAGCUCUGCCAUACUCACCUGCAAAUUCUCUGCCUCACCCAAAGAGGUUAAUUGGUCGAAAGGACCGGUACCUCUGGCAGCAUCAGACAAGUAUAACAUUAAGCAAGAUGCUACAAGGGCUCAACUUACCAUUCAAAGGUUGACAGAGGAAGACAGCGGAGAGUACCGCUGUCAGUCCGGACCUGCUGAGACCAAAGGGACACUUACUGUUGAAGUGCGUGACAUUAAGAUCACCAAGCACUUGGCUGACACAGAGGUUGAUGAAGACAGCGAUGCAGUGUUCCCAUGUGAGAUCAACUAUGCAGAUGAAGAGGCACAGUGGCUUCUAAAUGGCAAGGUGCUCUUCACUAAUGAAGUCAACACCAUCACUCAUGAAGAGAAGGUUCACAAGCUCACACUGAAGAACUUGGCACCUCAGGAUGGAGGGACUAUCACCUUUCAAGUCCGCAAGUUGAAAGAGUCUGUUACACUUAAAGUUAAAGAGAAGCGUGCUGUGUUCCUAAAGUCUCUAGAUGAUGUCAUUGGAGAGGAGAAAGGCAUGAUAACUCUGCCAUGCGAGGCGUCCAAGCCCAGGGUUUCUCCAAUAUGGAGAAAAGAAGGUAAAGUCUUGAAGGCUGGAUCAAAGUAUGAGCUCCUUCACACAGGCAAGUCUUUGGGACUGAUCAUCAAGGACAUCACCAAAGAAGAUGCUGGAGAGUAUAGUUGUGAUCUUGGAACUGAGGUUUCUAAAGCAAAGGUCACUGUAAGAGAGAUAGGCAUUGGAAUUACCAAAUGGCUGAAACCAGCUGAGGUGAAUGAGGGAGAGACUUGUAGCUUUGAGUGCAUAUUAUCUCGUGAGAGCACCGAUGAGUGUUCCUGGACUAUAAAUGGCCAAACUAUCGCAAAUGAAGGCCGCUUCAAAGCCACCAGUAAAGGACGCAGGUACAUGCUGACCAUUAAGGAUGUCACUCCUGCUGAUGCUGGAGAGGUGGUCUUUAACAUUAAAGACCUGAGCUCCAAAACGACAUUAACAGUUGAAGGCAAAGCUUCAUCUGUGUCUAAAGGACUACAGAAUGUUAGUGCUGUUCAAGAUGAAGAUGCUGUAUUUACCUGUGAGGUAACACAGGCCAGUUCCACUGUAAAGUGGGCCAAGGAAGGCAAAGCCAUCAAAAAGAGCCACAAGUAUGGCAUUAGCCAAGAGGACAAAGUCAUGAAGCUGACCAUCCAUAAUGUCUCUGCUCAAGACUCCGGAGAGUACAGUUGUGAAGUUGUUGGAGGUGCAACCACUAAAGCAAAGCUGGAAAUCAAGGAGCCAAUCCAUCAAUUUACUAAAGCGCUUAUUGACAGCCAAGCUGAGGAGAAGAGCUCUGUGGCCUUGCAAUGUCAGACUGCACAAACCCCAUCCACUGUGAUAUGGCUUAAGGGUCACACAGAGCUCAAGGCUGGAGGUCGAUAUGAGAUGUCCCAGAAGGAGGGGGUCCUAACUCUCACCAUCAAACACCUGGAGGAGAAAGACACUGAUAUCUACACUUGUGACGUGGGCACUGCCAAGAGCAUGGCAAAGGUGACAGUCAAUGCCAUGCCUGCCAGUUUUAAAGAGAAGCUCAAGAACCAGGAGAAAAAGCAAGGGGAGACUGUGACACUUUGCUGCAAGUUAUCGAAACCUGCGGACGGCGUUCAGUGGAAGAAAGGCACUGAAAUUCUCAAAGCUGGAGAGAAGUAUGAGAUGAAGCUAGAGGAAACCUCUUGUGAGCUUAAGAUUAGGAAUUUGGAGGUUGAAGAUAGUGGAGAGUAUUCUUGCAUGUGCGUGGACCAGAAGACAUCUGCAACUGUGAAAGUCAAUGCAUUACCGCCGACUUACAUACAGAAGCUGGAGAGCCAGGAGGCUGAGGAGGGAGCAAGUGUUACUCUGCAUUGUGAGCUCUCUAAACCUGGAGUCCCUGUUGAGUGGAAGAAGGGAACACAGGUCCUGAAGUCUGGAGAAAAGUACCAGAUAAGGCAGAAGGCCUCUGUGAAUGAACUCCUGAUCAACAAAGUGGUGCCAGAAGACAGUGGAGACUACAGCUGUGUGUGUGGAGACCAGAAGACCACAGCCAGCCUCAACAUUAAGGCCCAACCAGUGACGUUCAAACAGAAGCUGGAGAGCCAGGAGGCUGAAGAGGGAGCAAGCAUUACUCUGCAUUGUGAGCUCUCUAAACCUGGAGUCCCUGUUGAGUGGAAGAAGGGAACACAGGUCCUGAAGUCUGGAGGAAAGUACCAGAUGAAGCAGAAGGCCUCUGUGAAUGAACUCCUCAUCAACAAAGUGGUGCCAGAAGACAGUGGAGACUACAGCUGUGUGUGUGGAGACCAGAAGACCACAGCCACCCUCAACAUUAAGGCCAUGCCUGCCAGUUUUAAAGAGAAGCUCAAGAACCAGGAGAAAAAGCAAGGGGAGACUGUGACACUUUGCUGCAAGUUAUCGAAACCUGCGGACGGCGUUCAGUGGAAGAAAGGCACUGAAAUUCUCAAAGCUGGAGAGAAGUAUGAGAUGAAGCUAGAGGAAACCUCUUGUGAGCUUAAGAUUAGGAAUUUGGAGGUUGAAGAUAGUGGAGAGUAUUCUUGCAUGUGCGUGGACCAGAAGACAUCUGCAACUGUGAAAGUCAAUGCAUUACCGCCGACUUACAUACAGAAGCUGGAGAGCCAGGAGGCUGAGGAGGGAGCAAGUGUUACUCUGCAUUGUGAGCUCUCUAAACCUGGAGUCCCUGUUGAGUGGAAGAAGGGAACACAGGUCCUGAAGUCUGGAGAAAAGUACCAGAUAAGGCAGAAGGCCUCUGUGAAUGAACUCCUGAUCAACAAAGUGGUGCCAGAAGACAGUGGAGACUACAGCUGUGUGUGUGGAGACCAGAAGACCACAGCCAGCCUCAACAUUAAGGCCCAACCAGUGACGUUCAAACAGAAGCUGGAGAGCCAGGAGGCUGAAGAGGGAGCAAGCGUUACUCUGCAUUGUGAGCUCUCUAAACCUGGAGUCCCUGUUGAGUGGAAAAAGGGAACACAGGUCCUGAAGUCCGGAGGAAAGUACCAGAUGAAGCAGAAGGCCUCUGUGAAUGAACUCCUCAUCAACAAAGUGGUGCCAGAAGACAGUGGAGACUACAGCUGUGUGUGUGGAGAUCAGAAGACCACAGCCACCCUCAACAUUAAGGCUGUGAAGCUGUCAGCUCCUCCUUCAGCUACUAAACUGGAAUCUAAGAGGCAGGAGACCAAAGAAACAAUGGAAGCCAAGACCCCUGAAGCUCCGUUCAUAGCUGCUAAAGACGAGCACAAGAAGCAAGAGAUAUAUGAGACAGUAGAUGCUGUGACGCUGCCAGUUACUGGACAGACUCCUCAACAGCAGCUCCUUGUACAGGAGAUUCAGAGAGAUUCACUAGAGCUUGACGUGGGAGAUGAAGUUGAAAACACUGCUGCUGGAGUACCUGCAAAACACAAUACACAGAGGCAGUGGACCAAAGAGCCAAUAGCAGCAGUGAGACCGACAGAUGCUCCAGCAGCUGUGACAUUACUAUCUAAGGAUUCUAAAGAAGCGGUGGAAGUUACAGCAGAUAAGUCAACCGCAUCAGCAGUGACCUCCAAAGUUGAACCUGAGAAGCAGGAAUCCAAAGUUGAAGCCCAGCCUGUCCUUUUCAAAACCCUGCUGCAGAACCUUGAAAGACAGGAAGGGGAGAGCGCUAGUCUUCGCUGUGAGACCACAAAGCCAGGAGCCAAUGUUGUCUGGAGGUGUGGUGAUAGAGUGCUGGCGUCCAGCAGCAAGUAUCACCUGAAACAGGAAGCAACCAUAGUCGAGCUUGUCAUCUAUAAACUGCAGGGAGCUGACUCAGGAGAAUACUCCUGUGAUACAGGCAACCAGAGGACUUCAGCCGUCCUCAUUGUGCAAGAGGUCGAGGUUAACAUACUGAAAUUCUUGGAGAGCUGCGUUGUAUAUGAGGGUGAAGAUGUCCGCUUCGAAUGUCGGGUUUCUCAUGAGAAGGCACCUCUGGCCCAGUGGAAACUCCAGGAUGUCCCACUACAGAAUAAUGAAAUGAACCUGAUCAAGUCUGAGGGCCGGGUACACAGCCUCACACUCAGAGGCGUCACUACAGCUGACUCAGGAACAGUCACUUUCACAGUGGGUAACCACACUUCCACUGCUUCUCUAACAGUCAGAGCCGCACCUAUACUAUUCAAAAAGGAGCUGGAAAGUCAAGAAGCCACUGAAGGAGACAAGGCCACCCUGUCCUGCGAGACAUCCAGCCCUGACUGCAAGGUGACCUGGCUGAAGGGCUCAAUUGUGCUCACCCAUGGGGAGAAGUACACUAUGGAACAGAGAGCUAUCACUCACAUCCUGGUCAUACACAAGCUGAAUGUGAAGGAUAGUGGAGAAUAUACCUGUGAUACAGGGGACAAGAAAAGUACAGCUACCCUGACUGUGAAAGAGCAUGUGCGCCUCAUCCGAGAACUCUGCGAUAUCACUGUGACCACUGGGCAGGAUGCUGUCUUUGAGGUUGAGUUGUCACAUUCAGGCAUGACAAAUGGGGAAUGGUGGCUUGGAGACAACCUCCUCCAGAAUAAUGACCUAAAUCAAAUGAGCAGCCAGGGCAGAGUGCACCGUUUGACCCUGAAGAUGGUGACCACAGAUGAAUCAGGGGAUGUUGCCUUCGUGCUGGGAGAAGAGAAGAGUGUGGCUUGUCUUCUGGUGGAGGAGAAACCCAAAGUGCUAAUACUAGAGAAGCCACACAACACUGUGGCAGUAGAGGGCGAAACUGUCACUCUGGCCUGCACCAUCUCUGACGCCAAUGCCACAGUCACCUGGAUCAAAAACAACACGGCCAUCCAAGCGGGUCUUAAGUAUGACCUGAAGAACAACGGUGCAUUCCACCAGCUUCGUAUCCACAACCUGGUGCCUGAGGACUCAGGAGUGUACACCUGUGACACUGGAGAUGCACAGUGUGACGUCACCUUGACUGUGGAAGGUGCCCCAGUGUUUUUCCAUAAAGAGCUCAAGAACCAGGACGCCAUAGAGGGGGAUGAUGUUACCCUAUGCUGUGAGCUUUCUAAGCCAGGUGUUUGUGUCGAGUGGAGGAAAGGAGGCAUUGUCCUCCAGCCCAGUAAGAAGUGUGAGAUGAGGCAGGAGGGGUGCAUUCAAGAGCUCUGUAUUCGUAACCUGGAGCCUGAGGACAGUGGCUACUACACCUGUGAUGCAGGAGACCAACUGACCACAGCUUCUUUGGCAGUGCAAGUGAAAGAAGUCUUCAUUGUGUGUGGUCUUAAGACCAUCGACGUCUUUGUUGGGGAAUGGGCAACCUUCUCUUGCCAACUGUCUGGUAGGGCACCUGGCAAGGUGCAGUGGUGGCUGGAUGGCACCUUGCUGGAAAACAGCCCCUUUAGUGAGAAUGGGCUGAGCCACGGCCACAUCCACACACUCACCUUAAAGAACCUGGCCACAGAUGAUUCUGGCACUGUUACGUUCAAAGCUGGCAGUUUAACAUCAACAGCCAAGCUCUUAGUUAAAGAUCCCACAGUUGAAGUGGUGAGCGAGAUGGAGGACCUUCGGGUGCUCGAAAACCAACCAGCUGAGUUCAUCUGCCAGUACUCUAGGCCAGUCAAGGCUCAAUGGAAGAAAGACGGGCAGCCAUUGCAGCCUGAUGGCCGAAGGGUGGUAGUGGAGCAGGACUGGAAUGUGGCUCGCUUGUACAUUAGCCGUGUGUCCGCUGAGGACAGGGGCACAUACUCCUGUGAGACAGAGGGGACCUGUGUGGUCGCUUCACUUUAUGUGGAAGGCAAACCCAUUAACAUUGUCCAGGGCUUGGAGAAUGUAGAAACCUUUGAUGGAGGGGAAGCGCUGUUUGAGUGUGCCCUCUCUCGUCCUGAGAGCAAAGAUUGCCACUGGCUCCUUGAUGGAAAACCAGUGAAGGAAUCCCCUAAUGCUGAGAUUGUGACAUUUGAGAGCGGUCGUCGUCAUCUGCUCCUGCUGAAAGAGUUGCGAGUGAAAGACAGUUGCACAGUUACCCUCAAAGCUGGCACAGCAUCCACAUCUGCCCAACUCUCUGUCAAAGGCUGGCAGCUGGAUGUUGUGAAGGGCCUUGAGGACAAGGUGGCUGCAGUGGGAGAGAAGGUUGAGUUUUGUGUUGAGCUCACCGAGCCUGUCCCUUCAGCAGAAGUAGCCUGGUAUGCUAAUGGAGUUGAGAUUAAGUCCAGUGACCUCUGGGCUACGAGGGCUGACGGCUGUUCUUAUCGUCUUGUCCUGAGAAAGGCACCUCUUUUGCCUCAGCAGGAAAUUACAUUUGCUGCUAGAGAUGCUCUCUCUUUGGCCAAGCUCAAGAUCAUCACUGUACCUGAUCCUCCAGAGGACCCAGAGGUCCUCAGUAAGACAGACAAGUCUGUCACCCUCUCUUGGUUCACUCCUCUACAUGAUGGAGGGAGUCCCAUUCUGGGCUACAGGGUGGAGAUGCGGCUGGUAGACAGUGCUCUCUAUCUUCCAUGUCAUUCUGAACCUGUGUGCAACACAGAGAUUGUGGUUGAAAAUCUUAUCCCAGGGAGUGGCUACAGGUUUAGAGUGGCAGCCAUCAACAGAGCUGGGAUUGGAGAGCCUGUUGAAUUGCCCCAGACUGUGCAGCUUGAGGCUCCCAUUCAGCCACCAAUUUGCCCAGGUAUAGAGGCAAAACAGGUUGAGACUGAAAUGAUGGGACAACCCAGUCUGCCUCCAGAAGCUGCUGAAGAAGGUGAUGUCCAUGAGCUAUGGGAGGAAUCGGCCAAGAAACGGCGCAUGAGUCGAGAACCCACUUUGGACCCCAUCACUGAACAACCUGAGGAGGAUGGUAAAGGUGGUAAAAAAAAAACAGGACAGAAAGAGCUGAAGGCCUCAGAGAAAGUGGAGAUAAAAUCAGUUGAGAAGGAGCAGGCCAUUGCGUCUAAGAAGCAGACAGAGUCUAAAUUGUACACCAGCUCUGAGGAUGAGUCUGUUCCUGGGGGUUCAUCGCUUGUCUCCUACCUCAAGAAGAGCAGCACGUCUACUGUUACAGCGACCAAUGAGGCAGAGACUCUGACUACUGAGAGGUUCUUUGCACAUUUCCAGAUGACAGAGCAGAAAACAGUGCAGCAGACUAAAGUGGAAACAAGCACAAUUCAGCAGACAGAUGCAAAACAGGUGUCUACAGGGGAGAGUAACAUCAUGGAGAUCAGUAAAGAGGAUGAGCCUGAGCUCAGAGAUGCUGCCAUUAAGAUUCAAGCUGCCUUCAAGGGCUUCAAAGCCCGCAGGGACAUGCGCCCUGUCUUUAAAGAGGUAUUUAAAGACCAGACCAAAGAACCUAAUGACACCAUACAUCUAGAAUGUGUGGCAGAAGGUAAACCUGAUAAGGUGCGGUGGCUAAAGGAUGGAGAACCACUGACCGAUGGCAAGCACCACCAUAUUGAUAUCUACAAUGACGGUACUUGCUCACUGGUCAUCCCUGCCAUCACCACAAAGGACACCGGGGUUUACAUUUGUGAGGUCACCAACAAGUUUGGAGUUACUUCUCAUAGUGGUAAGGUCACAGUAGGAACGGCGAGAGAAUCAUCUGGGCGACGGCCACUGACCGUGGGCUACAGUGCCGACAGCGAGCCCGAUAGCUCCUCAGGAAGUGAGAUGGAUGAGUCACUAAGGCAGGCAAGCAGACGUCUCCGGCGCCUGUUGCGCACACGUCUCCCUCCAGAUGUUGAGGAAGAACAAUUUCUCAGCGCAGAUGAGGGAGACCUUGGUCCUCCAGAUCCCCACUCUUACCGGGAGGACAACAGUUUCAUCUACAUUCGCUUUGACUCAAGGGCAGAGGCUGAGGUUGCCUCAAAGAGGUUCCAGGAGAUGUUUACAAUCCGUGGGGUUCCUGUGGAGACCACCAUCCUGGAGGCAGGGCCUCUCAAAGUGGAGCUACGAAUUAGAAAGAUGGGCUACACGCAAGAUGGUACACAGACCCCCACACAAGAUAGACAGCCUCCUGCCUUUAUGGCUGGAGCACCCGCUGCCCCAGUUUUCUUGACAGAGCUACAAAGUCAGGAUGUUCCAGAUGGUUAUCCAGUCAGCUUUGACUGUGUUGUGAUUGGCAAGCCCCCUCCAACCGUUCGCUGGUAUAAGGACGGAAGAGUGCUGGAGGAGAAUGACCAUUACAUGAUCAAUGAAGACCAGGAGGGCUGCCACCAACUCAUCAUUACCACUGUGCUGCCCACUGACAUGGGUGUCUAUCGUUGCACAGCUGAAAACAGCAGCGGCAUCGCAGCCACUAAGGCUGAACUCAGGGUUGACAUGUCUUGCAGCUCAGAUUAUGACACUGCUGCUGAUGCCACUGAGACAUCUUCCUAUGUCAGUGCCAAGGGCUACAUGUCCAGGGAAACUGAGACAUUUGAGUCGGUGGUUGAAGAUGAUCAGCUACCACAAGUUGUGGAUGAGCUUCAUGAUGUUCAUGUCAGUCCAGGUUCACCUAUUGCUAAGAUGCAGCUCAAAGUAAAGGGCUUCCCCAAACCCAGAGUAUACUGGUUCAAAGAUGGCCACCCUCUGCGACCUUCAGAAAGGAUUCUGUUGCUAGCACAGAGAGAUGUUCAUGGAGUGGAGAUCCUGGAGGUGAAGAAAGAAGAUAUGGGGGAGUACUCUGCUUACAUCAGCAAUGUAGCUGGUUCUGCUUACUCCUCUGCCCGCCUGAUAGUCCUGAGUCCAGGGGAGAUGAUGCCACAAGAUAAAAGAGACCCCAAGGUGCCUCUGGUGCCACCCCGCUUCAUUGAAAGGUUCAGCAACAGAAAGGUGAAACAAGGAGCCAGCAUCACUCUUUCUGUCAAAGUAGAAGGCUCUCCACCUCCUAUGGUCUCCUGGCUUAAGGAGGAAUCAAUGGAAGAUGUCCUGUGGAUCAAGCCUGAUACCAAGGGAUACAAAAUAGCAAGCUCUGGGCGCCAGCACAGCCUCAUCUUGAUGGACGUGGGCACAGAAUACACUGGCACCUACACAUGCAUUGCCACAAAUAGAGCAGGACAGUCCAUCUGCACUGCCCAACUCGAGGUCGAUGACAUACCACAACCAAAAAAAGAGACCAAAGCCUCAGAGGUUCUUGGAAUUACAGUUAGUCCUCCAGAAGAGGAAGCUGGCAGAGGAAAAGAGGGUAAAAUGCCCUACCUAGGUGAAGUAGGUACAGAGGAAUUCCUCAUGAAACUCACCUCCCAGAUCACUGAAAUGGUAUCAGCAAAGAUUACCCAAGACAGCUUACAGAAUCAGGAAGUGCUCCAGUGGAUGAAAUCUUGGCCCAAAACUACCACUUCAUUACGCGUACCAGGUGUUGACAGUGAUGAUGAGACCAAGACUCCUUCUCCAUCACCUCAUCACGGUCGCUCUCGUCCUCCCUCCCUCAUUGCUGACUCCUCCUCUGAGUCUGAUGAGGGGGAUGCCAGGGGAGAGAUGUUUGACAUCUAUGUGGCAACGGCUGACUACAACCCCACCAAAGCAAGCAAAGAAUCCAUCUCUCUAAAGGAGGGACAGUAUGUUGAGGUUUUGGACUCAGCUCAUCCACUCAAAUGGUUAGUCAGGACCAAACCCACCAAAACUACACCAUCCCGCCAAGGUUGGGUCUCACCUGCCUACCUGGACAAGAAACUCAAACUCUCUGCUGAUACGAGUGACCUUCCAGAGACAAGUGUAGAGGAGGUGUCUGAGGGUGAAUACAAGAGGAAAUUAUUCCAACUGAUCCAAGACCUGAUAAAUGGUGAAUCACAGUUUGUAAAAGAGGUAGACUUCUUUACAUCCCAUCACAUGAAGCAUGCAGACAGCCCUGAUGCACCGCCUGAUGUCAGCAGCCAAAAGGAAGCCAUAUUCAGGAACAUUGAUGAUAUCAAGUCCUUCCAUAGCAAGGCAUUCCUCCCAAAGUUGAACGACUGUGACACAGAUGACGAUGUAGCCAUGUGCUUCCUGAAGAACAAGGACGGCUUCGAGAAGUACCUCCAGUAUCUUGUUGGUCAGAGUCAGGCUGAAUCUGCUGUCAGUGACAAGGCUGUUCACAGCUUCUUUAAGGAGUACACAGAGAAAGUACAAGCCAGUGCAGACCCUGCAGAUCCCCCUGUACGCAGCAUCAACGCCAGCCUCCAACAACCACUGGAGAGGAUUCAGAAGUACAAGGCCGUCCUCAAGGAGCUCAUCCGAAACAAGGCAAAAAAUGGCCAGAACUGCUGCCUACUGGAAGAAGCUUAUGCCAUGGUGUCUGCACUCCCUCAGCGCUCUGAGAAUACCCAUCAUAUCUCCAUGAUCGAGAACUAUCCUGCCACACUGGAAGUAUUAGGAGAGCCAAUGAGACAGGGACCCUUCCAAGUGUGGGAAGGGGCUCCAGGAAUUAGGACGUCGUCUAGAGGUCACCACCGGCACGUCUUCCUGUUUAAGAACUACUGUAUAAUCUGCAAACCGAAGAGAGACAGCAACACUAAUACACAAGCAUAUGUCUUUAAGAACAUGAUGAAGUUGAAUAACAUUGAUGUGAAUGAGACAGUGGAGGGUGAUGACCGUGCCUUUGAGAUCUGGCAUGAACGCGAGGACUCUGUGAGGAAAUACACCUUGCAGGCCCGAACUGUUAACAUCAAGAACUCAUGGCUGAGAGACUUUAGAGAACUGCAGCAGCGAUACAGCAUGCCUGCAUGGAGUCCUCCUGACUUUGAUGAAAUUCUGGCAAACUGUACAGCAGAGCUGGGACAGACUGUUAAGCUGGCCUGCAAAGCCACUGGAGUACCCAAACCUGCCAUCACUUGGUAUAAGGAUGGACGUACAGUGGAGGCAGAUCCUCAUCACAUCAUCAUUGAGGACCUUGAUGGUUCCUGCACACUGAUCUUGGAUAACAUGACAGCAGAUGAUUCCGGCCAGUACAUGUGCUUUGCCUCAAGCUCGGCUGGCAAUGCCAGCACUCUUGGCAAGAUCACUGUACAGGUGCCUCCUCGUUUUGUGAAUAAAAUGAGGAAUGCUACAUUUGUUGCUGGUGAGGACGCUCAGUUCACCUGCGUCAUACAGAGCGCCCCCAACCCCAAGAUCAGGUGGUUCAAGGAUGGCAGGCUGCUGACUGACCAGGAAAAGUAUCAGACCUACAGCGAGCUCCGCAGUGGGGUUCUGGUCUUGGUAAUAAAAAACCUGACAGAGAGAGACCUGGGACACUAUGAGUGCGAGUUGUCCAACCGUCUGGGCAGUGCCAAGUGUGCUGCUGAUUUAGUUCCACCGUCUGCUGUGUCUCGCACUGGUGAGCAGGCCAUCACUAUUGAAGUUACUGAGCAGGAGACUAGAAUACCAAAGAAAACCAUCAUCAUUGAGGAGACUAUAACCACUGUGGUGAAGAACCCACGUAUGAGGAGGCACAAGUCCCCCGGCUUGACUGUUGCUGGAGCCCACCGCUCGGAGACCUCCACCCCAGAGCCCCCCACAGCCAGGCCGAGGAGGAUGCCCACUCCAAGAAAGACCACCAUCCCAACCCUUUAUGUUACUGAGCCCCAGGGUGCUGGAGCCAGGGCCAUGGAGAGCAAGCCCAGAUGGGUUGAGGUAGAGGAGGUCAUCGAGUAUAAGAUCAGUAAAUCUCCCAGGCUGCCCAGGAGGAGAGGUAUCUCACCUGCAGGGUCUGAUCGUGCAGCCACUCCCUCCAGACCCAAAAGGUCUCCGCCGGAAAACCCAAACGCUAACAAUUCCAACAACAAGCUGGUGGAGCAGGCCCAGCUGCAGGGAGAAGUCAGCAGCCAGCCGCUCUCCUGGGACGAAGAGGAGGGUAAUGUUUCCUCUGAUUCUGUCUCUGGAGUCACUGGAGAGCCACAUGAGCUCUCAUCUGUCCUCACUCAAGCUGGAGAGGACAGCGAGGACCUGGAUGAUGAACAAAACAUCAUUUUUGAACCUGAUGAUGAAGAUGAUGAUGAUGAUCACAACUCACUUGGAAAGCAGGAGCCUAAGAUUCUGACACAAGGAGGCCGUGUUCUGACCCUUGAAGACUUGGAGGAUUACGUCCCAGAAGAAGGAGAGACUUACGGUUCCUCCAGCACCCACAGCCUUGCUGCGGAAAAGCCCUGUGAGAUCUCUGUGCUCCAGAGGGAGAUCGGCGGGUCCACAGUGGGACAGCCGGUGCUCCUCAACGUGGGACGGCCUGUCGUGGUCCCGAGGCAGAGGAGCGGCUUCUUCGGCCGCUUCAGGGAUCAUCUCUCCAGCAGCCUUUUCUCAUCUGCUGUCCCCCAAGCCAGCGGAGCCCAGUCGAGGACGGAAAGGAAUGUCCCCAUCCAAGUGAGCCACGCAAAACUGGAAGUGAAGCCUUCAUACUGCUCAGAGGUGCAGAGAGUUGAGGGUGGGCAGCGGAGCUUUAAAACCAAAGUGUCAACUCAGACCUACGGCUACACAUCAGUGGGCAACCCAGUCACUCUUCAAAUUAGUGAUAACCUUUAUCAGAACCAAUAGUAGCAUCUCAUUUUAAUCUGGUACCACAACCCUCUUAGUCUUAAAUGGGGACAUUUCUACUUACAUAAGGAAUAAGACAUAUCCUAACCUGAAGUAUAUUUACUGCAUUUGACAAACCAUUCCAUUUUGAAGCUGCCUUUCAGAAAAUAGGCUCAUCCUCUGAGUUUUUUUCUUGACAAAUGGUUAGAGUCAGAUGGCCUCUUUAGACUAGGCGAGUUGGAAAAUAUAGGUAUAAAUAUGUCACUGUAAGCAUGUAUCAGUCCCAACCUGCUCUGUUACACUUGCUUUAUGACAUAUGGAGUAUGUGUUGUACAAUAUACAUGGUUGACAGAAAAAAAAUUAAGGUUUGACAUUUUACUGAAGAACAAUUUCAUCGUCUUUUGUCGAGUUAAAUUGUAUUUAAUAAAAUACAUAACGUUUCACCUCAACAGACCUUCACAAAAUCAUGAACCUUGACCCACCAAUAUUAACUGAUCCAGGCAUUAUCCUUAGUGAUGACUCCUGCUAUAUAC